Labeo rohita (rohu) is the source of this 880-nucleotide messenger RNA. Its product is annotated as neuron navigator 2-like. The transcript is spliced from 2 exons. Lineage: Eukaryota; Metazoa; Chordata; Actinopteri; Cypriniformes; Cyprinidae. Bases 599 to 829 code for a protein of 76 amino acids. The record is from RefSeq and is a predicted model, not a curated record.
GCUCGACGAAACACGCACAUACACACAAGCUAAUCAUAUCCAGCCUCUGCUGCUUCAUACCGCUCAUUUGCUCUGACGUCCUCUUGAAGAUGGGAGGGGUGUGUAUGUAUGUGUGUGAGUGUGUGUUUAUGGGAGUGUGCGCUGCACAGCUGAGAGAAAACUAGUGCUUAUAUACUGGUGUCAAGCAGGAGCCACUAGUUACUGCUGCCGUCUUAUAGCCACACCUGCUUGAGAGUUUAAACCGAGAGAGAGAGAGAGAUCGUGGACAAGUGCAUUCAAAUCCCUGCAGUCACCAGCUGAGCACCAUUCGCUGCUGUCAUGCAUUUACUGCUCUUCUAUAUUCCUGCCCUUUCCAUGCUGUGAUUGUGGAUUUUCCAUGUCGUUGUACAUACUUCAGGAAAACCUGGGAUUGAAUUGAGCUCAAAGAGCUAAACGGAUUCACAUUUGCUUUUAAAAGAGCGUCUCGGACUGUUCAACAUACAGGUGGAUCGUUAUUUGGAGACUCUAAUAGGGACUGUAUUGGGAAUAUUUUCUCAAGCACGCUGGAUGCUGCAGUGUGUGGCAGGAUACAGUGGACUGCUUCUGGGUCCAGGGGAAGAUGCCUGCUAUCCUGGUGGUCACUAACAUGAAGUCUGGACUGCCAAAGCCGAUCCACAGCGCCCUCCCCAUCCCGCAGGUGCCCACCCGGGCUGUGGCCCCCCGGCCCUGCUUCCCCAGCCCCCCGCAAAGCAGCGCUCACCUCCACCUUGGAAACCAAAGCGGGUGGGCAUCAGGCAAAAACUACCAUCCUGCUGACAGUGGAGAGGACACACAGUCGCGAAGAAAUUAAGGUUUUUGAGGAAAACGUUCCAAGAUUUUUCUCCAUGUUGAAGAUCCAAAU